AUGCCUUCAGUCAAGAUCAAAACACCCUCCGGCUCCGUCCAAAUCAACUAUACCAUCUCCACACCCACCAACGACAACGCGAAGUCGAUAGACAAGAACCUCCCAACUGUCCUCUUCUUGCACCCUGUGUAUGUUGGUCACGCCAUGUUCCACCACCAAUUCGCGAGCCAGAAAUUGAGACGCUGCAACCUGGUUGGAUUCGAUUGGCGCUGCCACGGGGAGACUAUUGGUGCUGUACCAUCGAAUUUCAGGCGCAAAGAGGCUGCUGACGAUGUUGCCAAGUUCAUGGAGGCUCUGAAACUCCCACAUUGCCAUCUCUUCGGCGUUUCCCUGGGUGCUUGCGUUGCUCUGCAGACCGCGAUCAGCUACCCGGACAAAGUUCUCUCGCUGUUUAUGCUAUCUCCGCUGCCCUUGAUUGAGCCCGAAAUCGUAGGCGCUGGCCGGCAGGAAAUCUACGACUGCUGGGUAGAUGGUUGCAAGGAUCCCAAAAAUAUCGAUCAAGAUGCACUGCUCGAUGCGAUCUUUGGUGCCCUGCAGCUUGGUUUCAACGGAGGGUCAGGCAGCAUGACCACUUCCCUUGUUCAGUAUACCGUUCCUCAGGGCAUGAAGAACUGGUCCUCGCAGCACUUCGAAGAGUUCCAUACGGUCUCAGUUAAGUUCUUCAUCGACCGUAAACCGCACCCGCGCGAGGUACUAUCGACGAUCAAAACCCCCAUCCACCUCGUGCACUGUGGCGGCGACAUCGCCUACCCUAUUCAUUACGCUGAGGAGCUGCGUGACGCCCUCAAGGAUGCCGGAGUCGACGUGCGUUUGUCGCAGGUUGAAGCUGCACCGCACUUUGGAAAUGUUACCCACUCUGAACCUGUUAACGCCUUGUUCCACGACUGGAUUAUGGAGAACACCAGGAAAAUCAACAUCCCUCCCGCGAAACCGACGGUCAAGUCGCCUUUUGAAGCGGCUCUGAUCAAGUGCGGAUACAUUCCAGGAGAGGGCAACGCGUCCGACUCCGAGGACGACUUCUUCCAUUAA
This is a messenger RNA of Cyclocybe aegerita, 1029 nucleotides long. Lineage: Eukaryota; Fungi; Basidiomycota; Agaricomycetes; Agaricales; Hemipholiotaceae. The record is from the annotation of a GenBank genome assembly.